AUGGACGAUAAUCAUUACCUCACAACCUACGAGGCCUCGUUGGCUGUCGUGGCCACUGGGAUGAAAAAGGCACGACUAAAGCCUGACACACUACUCAUCAAUGCAAUCAUCGGUGCCAUGCUUUUUUCAGUUGGUGGAAUGCUCAAUCUACUAGUCCAUUCAAUGUUGCCUGGAAUUAUGAAUAAUAAUCCUGGUUUACUUCGAUUCCUACAAGGUUCAUUUUAUCCAAUAGGGUUAUUUUAUGUGGUUGUGAUGGGAGCAGAAUUGUUUAAUGCAAACGUGCUCUUUUUCACAGUCGCUUUAUGUCGACGAGGAAUUUCAGUAUUGGACUUGUUGAUAAAUUGGUUCAUUACGUGGUGGUUUAAUCUUGUGGGGAAUAUUUUUGUUGGAUACAUUAUUAGUCAUUACUCAAAUACAACUUCAAGUGAUGCAUUUAUUGAAGGAUCACACGAACUUUUAGCGUCAAAAGUGGAGUAUUCAUUUGUGCAAAAUAUGAUCAAGGGUAUUGCAGGAAAUUUUUUUGUAAGCUUAUCAAUUUAUUUACAAAUUAUGGCCAAGCCCCUACAUGUGAAAUUUCUCAUGCUUUAUUUACCAAUAGUUACUUUUAUUUCAUUGGACUUUACGCAUUGUGUGGCAGACAUGUACAUUGUAAUCAUUGGCAAGAUCAACCAUUCAUCUGCACCAUGGGAUAAAAUUUGUUGGAAGCUUUUGUUACCUGGUACUAUAGGGAACAUCAUCGGUGGUGCGUUCUUUGGUAUAGUAGUUUGUUGGUACAUGCAUAUCUACGUGGUUGAGAGAGACAAGAAGGAAUUGAAUUUGCCACAAUAUGAGUUUAGAGAUCAACAACCUGAAUUGAUGCAAGAUUCAAGAGUCGUACGGCAGAAGGAUCCCGUUUUUCAUGAUGAUAUUCAGAAGGAUAAUGAAGAGAAACACUCACUUUCUGAUUCCAAUGGCAGUAGUCAAACUGAAAUGUUAGAAACCCAAUCGAAUCUUGAACCACGGCCAUACCUUGAGACACAUGCUUCUGCAAUUUCAAGACUUAGCAACAGACGAAAGAAUUCCUUGUCUUCAAUCCGGUCACCUAAAAAUGUUUUCCCUGUUUACGGUAUGGAUGAGCCUUUAACUAGAGAACGCACGAUCGCUGGCGACCAUGCACAUGAUCAAGAGGUUACAGACGAGGUAGAUGACGACAAUGAUGGCAAUGCUAAUGAAGCUCGUUCUAUAGGAUCCCAAUUGGUUCGGAUGUUUACCACAAGAUCAAAAAAGGAUGCGUCCACUGAAUGUUAG
Messenger RNA from Lodderomyces orthopsilosis Co 90-125, 1287 nucleotides. RefSeq lists its product as uncharacterized. Gene Ontology annotation, molecular function: high-affinity secondary active nitrite transmembrane transporter activity. Gene Ontology annotation, cellular component: membrane. Gene Ontology annotation, biological process: nitrite transport; transmembrane transport. Bases 1 to 1287 code for a protein of 428 amino acids. NCBI's taxonomy places the organism in Eukaryota, Fungi, Ascomycota, Pichiomycetes, Serinales, Debaryomycetaceae. The record is from RefSeq and is a predicted model, not a curated record. The transcript has a single exon.